Messenger RNA from Pangasianodon hypophthalmus (striped catfish), 7599 nucleotides. It is a transcript of the gene map3k22, whose product is annotated as mitogen-activated protein kinase kinase kinase 22. Bases 1084 to 2958 code for a protein of 624 amino acids. The transcript has 18 exons. Gene Ontology annotation, biological process: protein phosphorylation. The record is from RefSeq and is a predicted model, not a curated record. Lineage: Eukaryota; Metazoa; Chordata; Actinopteri; Siluriformes; Pangasiidae. Gene Ontology annotation, molecular function: ATP binding; protein binding; protein kinase activity.
CCUCCUUUCUAUAUCUUCAUCUCUGUCUCUUUCUUUCCAUCAUCAUUUCUCUCUACGUCUCUGUCUUCCUUUCUCUCUUCUUCUAUCUGUUCUUCUCAUCUCCUGCUGUCUCUCUGUGUGUUUCUUCCUCUCUAUUUCUCCCUAUCUUUCUUUCUCUUUGCCUCUUUCUCCCUCUGUCUUCCUCUCCCUUCAUCUAUCUUCAUCUCUCUCUACCUCUAUCUUCAUCCCUGUAUCUUCAUCUGUCCCUCCAUCUGUCUUCCUCCCUUUCUCCCUCUAUCUUCCUCUAUUUUCUUCCAUCUAUUUUCAUCUGUUUAUCUUCAUCUCUUCCUACCUCUGUCUUCCUCUUUCUUUCCCCCUGUCUUCCUCUCUCUCUCUCCUUCUCUCUGUCUUCCUCUGUCUCUCCUUUUAUCUUCAUCCUGUUUAUUCUUCUAAUUUUCUCUCCCUCUCCUCCUUUUAUCUUAAUAUCUCUUUCCCUUUAUCUUUAACUUUUGCACUUCCUUCAUCUCUCUCUUCCACUAUCUUUCUCAGUCUCCUGCUAUCUUCAUCCCCCUCUCUCUGUCUUCAUCUCUUCUUUCUCUUUCUAUCUUCCUCUCUCUCUUUCUAUGUAUGUUCCUCUCUCUAUCUUCACUGUUUAUCAUCAUCCCUUUUUGUCUGGCUGUAUCUCUCUCUUGCUCUCUCUCUCCCUCCCCCCCCCCUCUCUCUCUCUUUCUCUCUCUCUCUCAUUUCAACUCUCUCAGUUCAAAUUCACCCUUUUCUUGUCAUGCCUUUCUCUCCACCUAUAGUCCACGUCUUCUUUCCCUGCCUCUGUCUUCUUCUAUCUAUCUAGCUAUCUGUCUAUCUUAUACUCCUUUUCUCAUGACUCUUUCUGUCGUUCCAUCUCUCUCUCUCUCUCUCUCUCUCUCUCUCAGUCUUGCAGGUUUAAACUGGUCUUUAGUCAGAGCCGUGUAUUUUUCAUGAGACUCGGGUGUCACUUCGGUGAACGUAGCUGAGAAAACGACUGGAAUGAAUGAAGGCUGAAGCGUCUGUGUUUGCCUGCUGAAGGAGUCGAGCGCUGCAGCUCGAGUUCAACACGGCCACUUCCUGAUGAUGACAGUAAACAUGGAUGACGGUCUUCACAAUGGGCCCGGACAGCACAGGAACAUGCAAGAUGACGAGGAGGCUCUUAACUCUAUCAUGAAGGACCUGGCAGCCCUGCGCUGCUGUUACCAGCUCAACAGCAGCACCAGCCACAAACCCAAAAGCAGGACCCCGAGCUACAGACAGGAUUUGCGCGUGAAGCUGGAGCAUGAGCGAGAGAAACGGAUCAUUCCUUUCCAGAGGCCGCUGAAGUUCAGAGAGCUUCUGCAGAAAGUGACGGAGGCCUUUGGUCAGCACAUGGAUCUUUACUACACUGACAGAGAGACGCUCGUAGCUCUAAAGUGUCAGGAGGAUUUGGACCGAGCUGUGUCGAGUUUGAACUUCAGUUCAGGAGCAAAGGGUGUGCUGAGAAUUGUGCUGAAAACUCCUACUAACAACCACUUCCUGCAGGUGAACAGCAGAGAUAAGCAGAGUGAGAUGAGGUCGUCUCGGUCUCUGGGAGACCUGAAAGGUUCUUUACUCAAAGGAUCCGAGCGAGUGCGCAAACACUCCACAGGCUCUCUGCACACAGGGAGGAGUUCCCCACCGCCGGGCAGCGUGCCCGAGGAGCAGCAGCAGAUUGCUCGCCAGGGCUCCUACACCAGCAUCCACAGCGAGGGAGAGUUCAUCCCCGAGACGCCAGAUCCCAACGUCAUGGACCCUUUCGGAAGUGCCGAUGGUUCCCUCUCCAGCAGCUGCCAGUCCCUGGACCAAGCUCUAGACAGUCCUCCGUUCUCCCAGAAUAACCGUGACAACAAUUACCUGAACCUCAACUACGACUAUAAAGGCCGACACGGGAAGCACGGGACUUUCCCACGGCAGUUCCACUUAACCAAUCGCAGCAAGGACUACUGCGACGGUCGUAGCACAUUCCCACGCAGCUUCAUGCCGCAGGAGAACCUGUUCCAGCUGGUGCCGUCGAGCCGCACACGCAGCUACAAUGGAGACAGCACGCUGCCGUACAGCGGAGACCUCCACUCGCUCGGCUGGAGCGAAAAAAGCAGCCAGCGCAGUACUGCUAAAUCUCCGCGGGCGCCAGUGAACUGGCGUCAAGGGAAGCUGCUGGGCCGUGGAGCCUUCGGCGAGGUUUACCUCUGCUAUGAUGCCGACACGGGCCGAGAGCUGGCGGUUAAACAGGUGCCCUUUGACCCUGAUUGUCAGGAGACCAGCAAGGAAGUGAACGCACUUGAAUGCGAGAUCCAGCUCCUGAAGAAUCUCCGUCAUGAGCGAAUUGUCCAGUACUACGGCUGCCUACGUGACCCCGACCAGAGGAAGCUGUCCAUCUUUGUGGAGUUCAUGCCUGGGGGCUCAAUAAAAGACCAGCUAAAGGCGUACGGUGCUCUGACAGAGAAGGUGACGCGCAGAUACACCAGACAGAUCCUGCAGGGAGUCUUCUACCUCCACAGCAACAUGAUCGUCCACAGAGAUAUCAAAGGUGCUAACAUUCUGAGGGACUCCUCCGGAAACGUGAAGCUGGGAGACUUCGGUGCCAGCAAACGCAUUCAGACCAUCUGCAUGUCAGGCACAGGCAUUAAAUCAGUCACUGGCACCCCCUACUGGAUGAGUCCAGAGGUGAUCAACGGAGAGGGCUACGGCCGCAAAGCUGAUGUCUGGAGCGUAGCUUGCACGGUGGUGGAGAUGCUCACCCAGAAGCCGCCAUGGGCCGAAUAUGAAGCGAUGGCGGCCAUUUUUAAAAUCGCCACUCAGCCCACGAAGCCCAACCUGCCCGAGGGUGUAUCGGACGCGUGCCGGGAUUUCCUACGCCAGGUCUUCGUGGAGGAGAAAUGGCGUCCCACCGCAGAGGUGCUGCUCAGCCACCCGUUCGUCCAGGGCGGCUUCUGAUUCGCUCCGGACCCUGAAAUUCCCGGAGACGCCCCCUGUGCCAGUCCACUCCUGCCCACUAAUGAUCACCACUCUGCCUUCAUCCAGGGGAAACUGGCGCCUGUUCCAGCCCACUCAGAACAAAGCAGACUCCUCAGCAAGGGCUGUGUAUCUCAGACACUCCCACCACACACACACACACACACACACACACACACACACACACACACAGACACACACCUGUUAAGCAGCGUUAUACAUCUGGGUUGAGGCUGUAGAGUCCUGUGGUCUACAGAUUUAUCUGCAUUAAACACACACACACACACACACACACACAUACACACACGCAGAUUCACACACACACACACAGACACACAUACACACAGAGCAGGCAUGGCACAAAGAAGCUGUUGUUUACAAUGACAUUCAAACACAUAAAUAGUGACAUGUCUAAUUGGCUUUGCACAAAUAAUAAAGUACACAAGAGGAAGGUUUAGAGCUUGGAUUAGAUUUUUUAGAUUCUUUUUAGCCAAGCUCAUUCGGUUUUAUCCGCCAUGUAGGAAUGAGGUUUAUCAGGACCACUGGUCUCUUAUUGAUUCAUUAGUGAUAGUGGCUAGAAGGUUGUGAGUUCAAAUCCCAGAACUGCCAGAGAGCGAUGACUGGGCCCUCAAACAAGACUCUUAACCCUCAGCCUGCUCAGCUCUGUGCUUGGAUUGGAUUAAUCACUGAGAAAGUUAAAGGAAUACCUUAGCGUUUAUUUUUAACAUAAUCUCUAUCCAUCUGUAGCGUAUAUGUGAUUACAACAAACAUUUUUACUGACUCUGCGUUGAUGCGUCUGGAAAGAUUACACUGUAUUUUAACUUCUAUAAAAUGACCAGUAGAAAUAACACCAGGUCAUAUAUUCUGUCUGAAUUGAUAUGUUUGCCAUUAUAUCAUGUGGGAAAAGAAGUUUCCACAAAACGCUCACUGUUUUCUAUCAUCUAAAAGCAAAACGUAACCAAGUCCGAGUUUAAAAUGCAGAACAAUAAAAUAUAGAUGACGUUUAAAAGGACUUGUCAAACAAGCCACACUACUGGGGGGUUUUAGGUAUGUACCAGGUACAGCCUACAUACAUGUGAGGGUCAUGUGACCUACUAGUGGUCACAUGCAUUACUUGUGGCCACGCCCCCUACAACAAGCACUUCUAAUGAUAAUCAGAGCGAUCAGUUUGUAUUAAAAUGAUGUGUAUGUAGCACACAUGGAUUUUUUAAUGUGACAAUCAUGCGUACAUCUCUGAUUUAUCCCGUGCGUAUCAGUCCUAUCUUCUACAGACGUCAUCCGACUUAAUACAUACAUUUACAGAAAACGAAUCCGAUCUGAAUCGGCACAUUUCCCUGUACUGAGAAAAGAAAACCUGUUUACUCCAAACUCGUAUUAAUGGAAGCCUAAGCAAGGUUGUUGAUAUAAUAUAUAUUAUAUUAACAAAUAUAUAUUUAAAAUAUGAACUAUACAGUCAGCUCCAUAAUUACUGGCACCCCUUGGUAAAGCUGGAUAAAAAAGCUUAUGAAAAAAUUAAACGUCUUUGUGGUUAAUGAACUCAUCUCACACCCCAAAUAUGAGAGAAAUCUAACCUUUACCUGAAGUAUUCUAAGAAAAUAAAAACCCUUAUCAAAAUGUAUUUUAGCUCAUUUUAAUUAUUGGCAGCCCUAGAAAUUCUGAACAUUGUGAAAAUAAUGUAAUUGAAGUAUGUUCUCAUUUAUAUUUAUCAUGUAUUCAUAACCGAAAAUUAUUCUGUCUGUAAAAGUAAUCACAUCACAUUUGUCAUGAGGACAAAUUAUAUACAUUUAGAGCAUAAAUUAGUAAUACCUUUGGCUGAAAUGUUUCACAUGAUACUCUACUAAAUUUAACAACUGUGUUUAAACUUUCAUUAUAAGUGAGUUUUGAGUAAACAGUUGUUUUUUUUUUCUCAGUACAAAGUAACCUGUCGUUUGAGGUAAUCACACACACUACAGUGGAAAUGCAUAGAGAUUACUUUGAAAAAUAAUGGAGUACUCCUUUAAAUGUAUGGUGCAAGUAUUCUAGAUUAGGAUGUCGAGUUUGCAGAAAUCAAACAUUGUGAAUAAGAGUUCAUUUUAAGACUCUCGGCCAUGAAAUGUGGCUCGGUAGAAAUGCAGCAGAAUAAAUGUUUACUGCCUUUAAUAGAUCCAAAUUAACUCCCUCCCCCCUCACACCCUCGGGUGAAAUUUGUUCAUAAUGAAUUUAGUGCCGUUGAUUGGAGUCCACACCAACGGCCUGGAGCAAAUCGAUACUGUAAGAUACUCUUUGAGUAAUUUCUCUUAAGCUCACUGUGUGAUGGUUAGAAUCUAACCAAGGGGAAAAAUGGCACAGAGCCGCACUUGUACGACCACCACAUAGGUAAAUCCAGAGGAACAGAUGUGUGUUUCUUCCAUGCAAGUCUGCACUGUGCUCUCAGCUAACAAUCAUCAUGGAUUAUUAUUUUUUUAUUUUUUAUUUUUUACAUGAUAUGAGGUUAAUAGCUCAUUCUGUUAUUCGACGUUUGGAAGCACUCGUAUUUUAAUCACUGUAGUGGUUGCGCAUUUUGACAUGUGUAUCCAUCCAAUUUUGACAUGCAGGAUAAUCAGUUGAGAUUUGAAGAAACUUAUUUUUAUAAAUAUAUAUCAGCGUUUUUUUAUCCUGGUUUUUGUAUUAUUUUAAAAGAAUGCUUACUGCGUCUAAGCAAUAGUACUGAGGAAUACUAUAGUGUGACUGAAUGAUCAACAUUCCUCAUAGGUUCAGUCAUUUAUUCAGACCUGAGUGUAUUCUUAUCGUCAGAAACAACCAAAGAGCACAUUUGCAUAGAGUAUGCAGCUAUGUCUGGAGGUUAGGUCUGUUUUUACAAUUUUUACAAUUAUUACAAUUAUGGGUGUGACUGUAUAUUGGUAUGAAGGUAUAAUAAAAUUUAAAAGUUUCACUUUUAACAAAAAAAAAAAAAAUCUGUAAUAGUCACAGUCAUUUCCAUGUGCAAUGCUGUAGGAUGUCAUCUGCAAAACCCAUGUCUUAUACAUGAAGACUGUCCAAGUCCAUUGAAAAAUACUUGCUUUAAACUUGAUUUCAAAAUCUAUUGCAAAGUGCUUGGACCCCUAAAUCACUGCUUGCAGCUAUUUUUAUCCUAGCACCAUUGUGGCAGUGUUACGACAUAAUGUCAUAAUUAGUGACUGUAUGUAUCAAAAACCAUUAUAAUGGUUUGUGCAAUGAGCAUAUCAUAAUUAUUCAUACCCUUUCACCCAUAAUUGUAUUAUACCAUAGGAAAUGUGGUAUUAUUAGGAAAUUUUGAGGUAAUUUUGUUUAAAAAAAAGAAAAGAAAAGAAAAGAAAAGAAAAAGAGGCUUGACAUCCUUCAGUGAAGAUUCCGUCAUCAGUGUUGUGUGGGAAUCAGAAACAUUUGUUGCUGCAGUACUUUUUUUCUAUACAGAAAUACAAAUGUCCUCCAGUUUGUUGAUCACCCUGACCUGUGCCUUCUCCAUAGGAGCUAUUCCUGUUUAUUAUUAUUUUUUUUUUAUGAAAAUGACCACAGUCGUUUUUAAUGGUGCGUUCACUUGUCCUUGUUAAAGACCGUGAGUGAUGCUGUAUUUUUGAUAUACAGACUUGCUAAGGUGAUAAAGAUUGUAUUGUAAGUACAGAGCUUAUAGGAAGCUAGACACCUUUUAAAAUCAUAAAAGCCUGAGACUGAUGUUUAAACAUAUUCCAUUGAUAUACAGCAAAAUGCAGUGCAAAGGACUUUAAGUUUAAACUUAUCAGGGGAAUUAAUUCUAAAAAUUAAAGAAGCAGUUUGUAAAUUUUAGAAGUGCUGCCUGUGAGGUAAAUUGUAAUUGCAGUGAAAACAUUGGCAAGACUUCGCCUCAUCCCCUAACCAACCCCCACCCCUGUGCUGAAACUAUAUAUACCUGUUGGCUUUUCUUUUUCUAUAUGAACUUCCUAGGUAAUAGUGGUGGAUCUGAGAUGAUCUUUUUUUGGGGUGAGGGUAAGGCCGGAAAUGUCCAGGCCAGAAAAAUGUAAACUUAAAAUGAAACUAGCCAAAUCCAUUGCAUAGCAAUAUCACACAUUUUGUCUAAGGUAUCUUUGAAAUUGAUUGUGAUUAUUACAGAUGUAGAUGCACUUUUAAAAAUGACAAACUUGACCUUUAAAAAAUAUUCAUCGUAUAAGUAAUUAAUGAUGUUACCAAGACAGGUAUGAAACGCCUGAUACACCUGAUACAACAUCACCAGUGCACACGUCUGUGCCUUACACACAUUAGGAGGAAACUAGAAGGAAGAAAAUAUGUAUGUAUUUGAGGUUUGUUUUCAAAAACAGUGUUAAUGUUCUGUCACUUAACCAUCUGACCAAGUGCCAGAGCAGAAAAUCUGAACCGAACCGGCGAAAAGGGUGUCUAUGUUUUCUGUAAGCACUGUACAGAUUGUACUGCACUUUUUACAAGAUGUUUUAUUAUAUUCCAGAUACUUUAGUCAUGAUAUUACCGAAACUUGUAGAGCUGGAUUUUUUCUGAGUAAAUGAUAAAAUGACCUCCAAGGUUUUUGAAGGAGGCUAGGAAUGAAAAAUUCUUUAUUGCCUUUAUGAUAAAACCAGAACACAUUUAUUCUGAAAGUGAUUUUGUACAUUGGAAUAAAUAAAGGAAAGGUUUCAAAAA